CUGUCUACAUGUGUUGCUGCACCAUUUGUCUUCAGAUAUCCGUUGCUUAAAGGGUAACAACACCACCACAUAGAUGCUAAUUGUUAGCCCGCGUGCCUAUGGAAUUUCACAUUGGAUGUUAGCAUUAAGGUAGGGAAAGCUAUGUGGUUGUUUUAAAUACACAAGGUGUAAUUGUCUUUGUUUUAUGUUUCGUUUGACAGUGACCGUCAACGUCCACACACAAUGACUCAAACUCAAAUUCUUUGCAAAUGAUCGUCACCCAUCCAUCUAGUAUACAUGCUGAGAAUUGAGUCGAAAUCGGACAAACUCUCGAGGAAAAGUUUGUCUUAGAACAACCACAAGAAAGGGCCCGAAUGACCCGAAAUGGCCCCCCACAAACCAAAACGGAAGACAGCCUUUGUCUUUUCUUAGAUGUUGUUGUUGUUGUUGUACGUCGACUCAUGACAGAUGUGCCUACUGAAUUUCAUGGGUGAAACUGUCUUGUGGGGCUUAACUUUAAAGUGGUAUUAAAUAUAUUAGUUUUGUGUUUUCCCCUCCGAGCCAACAGCCUUCGCAUCCAUGCUCCGCACACACGCCAUAAAAAAGACUCAAAUCCUUCGCAAGUUAGCGUCGACCACCUGUCACCCAUUUGUGGUUCCUUUUUGGUAACAACAAUCUCUCGGCCAAGUUUGUCUUCGAAGGCCUGCUUCAAACCAAAAUGGAAGUCUUCCUGUGUCUUUCCAGCCAAAUUGUCAACGCGGUGUUCACGGCCCUCGUGGUGGUCCCUCAGCUUUACGUCAUGGCGAGGCCCACAUCGGCGAGAUACUGCAAGCAGCCCUUACUGAACAGCCUGACUGCCUCCAUCGCCCUGUCCCUCUUCGCCUCAGGUUUUUCGGUGGUCUUCACGCUCAUCGAUCCAGUCCCUCAGGGCUUGUGGGCGUCCUGUCAUGUGUUUGGACUGCUGUCGUUCGGGCACGGGGUGUGCUGCGCCAUCAUGACGCUCGCUGCGGCUGCAUGCGCCAAAACCACACCUGAGCUGUACCACAUGUCUCUUUUUCUCACGGUGGCAUCCAUUUUGAGCACAGGUAAAAAUCGGUAUGCUGGCGGUCAAAGGCGGACUGUGGCUGACAAAAAGGCGGUGACAAUGAGCAAUGAAACCAGUCCAGCUGUCUCACAUGGACAUCGGAUAGCGCUCAUAUUAACAAUUCAUGCGGUUUCCAUGCCGCCGGCGAGCCGGUAACUCAAAACCAUGGGAAUGAAAGAAGAGAAAG
Molecule: messenger RNA, 1250 nt
Organism: Phyllopteryx taeniolatus (common seadragon)
Lineage: Eukaryota; Metazoa; Chordata; Actinopteri; Syngnathiformes; Syngnathidae
Exons: 6
Coding region: 698-1219 (173 amino acids)
Source: RefSeq, a predicted model, not a curated record